Messenger RNA from Acanthaster planci (crown-of-thorns starfish), 3009 nucleotides. RefSeq names its product proline dehydrogenase 2 (gene prodh2). The record is from RefSeq and is a predicted model, not a curated record. Gene Ontology annotation, cellular component: mitochondrion. NCBI's taxonomy places the organism in Eukaryota, Metazoa, Echinodermata, Asteroidea, Valvatida, Acanthasteridae. Gene Ontology annotation, molecular function: proline dehydrogenase activity; FAD binding.
CCUGCGGUUGACCGAGGCGGCCGUCUCUUGUCGAUGUCAUCGUCAGGCAUGCAUCAUGCAUCUAUGUGGAUGAUUCAACCUUGCUCUUCGCAGUAUGGCGACUGGUAACGUAUUUUGUUGCUCUGUGGCCCAUCGUUUCUCCUCGCAAUUCCACCCCCAAUAUGCAUUUAUUCACAUCAGCCCCUCCAGCCAACGAUUUCUGAUGGCAAGCAAUGUUAAGCUGACCGCAUUUCAGACUGAACAGCCCCUCCUCGGUCUUGGUCUACGCUGCUUCAGCAGCACCGUGUCGGGACAAAAUGGUACCGGGAGGGCCUCUGCCGCCGAUCACUCCCUACCCGCUAACCAUGCUGACGCGAGCAUUGGAGUGCGAUCUAGGCUGGACUUCUCCUGUUCGUCUUGUUUCCGGUACAAAACAGUGUUUGAACUAUUGCGUGGUAUGUUUGUGCUGAAGUUGUCUAGCUAUCAGAAGUUUGUUGAAAACAGUGAAAAGAUCAUGAGCAUGUCGCAGCGCAUCUUGGGGCAGCAGCUUUUUGGUGUGGCUGCCCAGUGCACGUUCUAUGGCCACUUCAUCGCAGGGAAUGGGGAGGCCCAGGCCAGGCGAUUGGUGGAGCGCUUUGAGGAGCUGGGCGUGGCCACCAUCUUGGCUGUCACAGCCGAGGAGGACGUGGGCGAGAGCGUUGGCAGAUACAAUGAGCCAAGAUAUGACCGGAAUGCCAACGGCUACUUAAAUUGCAUGGACCUCUCCCAGGAGGUGUCCAACAAGUUCAGGCCCAUCAGCCAGCUGAAAGUGACCUCGUUUUGCAAGGCCGAUGUCUUGGCUAGAAUGACAGAAUUACUUGAGGAAAAAGGUUUGUCAUAUGACAAUAACUCUUCCUUGAGUGUCAAGAAUCUUGCCCAGGGAUUAGACGGCAACAUGACUCCCAUCUCUGAUCUCAGUGAUGCUGAGAACCACCACCUGAGGCUGGUGUUGCAGAGACUCAGUGAUAUAGGCCAGCGAGCCGUCAAGAACCAUGCCCAGUUGCUUGUCGACGCAGAAAAGACCAACAUCAACCCAGGGAUAACACUGGUGUGUCUUGCCCUGAUGUUGAAAUUCAACAAGGAGGAACCUGUGAUAUGGAACACCUACCAGUGUUACCUGAAGAAAACAAGGGAUGAGGUGGAAAGUGACUUGAGGUGGUCCCAAAAGCGAGGCGUUUGCUUUGGGGUGAAAAUUGUCAGGGGUGCCUACAUGGAGGCGGAGAAGGGAUACGCAGCACAGCACCAGCUGGAAGACCCGAUCAAUCCCAGCUAUGAAGCGACCAGCGACAUGUAUGAUGGAGUGGUGGCUCUCAUGAUGGACCACAUAAGCCGAAACCCAGGCCGCUGCGGCAUGAUCGUCGCGACCCACAAUGAAGAGUCGGUGCUGAAAGCAGUGACAAAGAUGGAGGAGCUUCAGCUGUCGCCUACCUCUGGCGAUGUCAUCUUUGGUCAAGUCUAUGGCCUGUCUGACCGAAUCACUGUGGCACUCGGCAAAGCAGGCUACAUCACCUACAAGUCGGCGCCUUACGGCCCCGUGGACGAUGUCUUGCCAUACCUGGCCCGCCGAGCUCAGGAGAACCACUGCAUACUGCAGAGCACACGCCGCGAGCGAUCGCUGAUGAUGGAGGAGGUCAAGAUGAGGAUGAAGUUGCACUAGCACUGGCUCCUCCCCUGUAACGGCACUUUAAGUGCCAAUAGAGGCUUCACGUGGUUGCCAUUUUGCAGGGCAGUUUUUUGUUCCAUAGGGAAAUCUCCUUUGUGCAUACCCCGUGGAACAACAGCACUGGCCUACAAGAUGGCAGCCAUGCAAACCCUCAACAAGGAAACCACUGGCCAGUCUCUGUAGCCACUUUCGAUUGGCCACUGGCCAGUCUCUGUAGCCACUUUCGAUUGGCCACUGGCCAGUCUCUGUAGCCACUUUCGAUUGGCCGAUGAACUCCCAGAGCAUUUCAGCAACCUUAACCAGAAGCAUGUGUUGAGUUCAAAGCAAUUACCAGGAAUAUUUUUCAGGAGGCCCGCAAAAGUGCAGAACCAGAAAUGAUUACAUCAUCGACAGACAAAGUGCAAAAACACAGGUGACCUUGUUGAACGUCAUUUCAACUCCGUGUUCAGCAAGUUUCUUUCCAGUGCUGCUCUCUCACAUUCUCAAAGAAAGUACCUCUUUAAUUUUCAAAUAAAUUUUUGAAUGUGUAAUAUUGAAAAGAUGACAAAAAUAUGUGUACUUACUUUUUUCUUUUUUAACUGGCAUGUGUGGUGAGAAUAGUGACAUCACACAGGUGUGAACGAAAUCUGUGAUUCCCACGGACAAAGUUGUUAAGACAGCUCAGAUUUGCCCUAUUUUAUGCAAUUUUUCCAACAGGGCUAGCAGUACUUCCGAGCGUUAAGAGUAACGAAAAGUCCUAAAUAAACUACCUAACACCCAAAAAAACCUUUAAAAAAACUGAUAGAUGGUUUCACAGCAAAUAACAACUGGAACAGGUAUUCCAGGUAUUGAAAUUGAAGCUUCCUCUAGGCAGUAUUUGAAAGAGUCAAGAUUUUCACUAGAGUGGGGUCAAGUUUGAUUGUUUUCGUUUGCUUUAAAAAGUUGUACACAACUGUACACACACACACUAAGUUAAACCUAUGCAUGUGAUGCUUAAGAAAUAAGUUUUUAAUCUCAACCACCAGAUCUGCAGGACUCUAAAAGUUCAGGUACUUAAAGACGCCGAGUUACAAAAAGACGCCAAGUUACAAAAUGAUUGCACUUGAUUGAUAAAUUGUUACAAAAGAGCUAACAUGACUACCAGUGCCAGAAAAAAUUCCUUUCCAAAUUUACUUUUAAGAGAUCUUACAAAAAGUUAAUUAAUAUUUUUAUCCUGAUGUAGAACUGUAUAUAAUACAUAAGUGUGACAACAGGAUUUGCCGAAUAUUAAUUUUGAGUAAAGUGUGGAAAAGGGUGUACUUACGUACAGUGCACAUUAAUGAUCUUACAGCUUCAGAGUCCAGGUAAAA